UUUUCUGGUAUAUCCAAUGUUGACAUUCCGAAAAGUGUAGUGACCUCAUUCGUGUAAACAUCAACAUUUGAGGAUCGAGGAUGCCUUCCAAAUCAAAACCUGUGUAUAGAGGGGGAGAAAGAAUGAAGUUUAUUGAAAUGCUGCAUCAUAAAAGUCACUUUAGCAAAACAGAAGUGGAGAGAUUGUUACAAAUGUUGAAACUACAGUGUCCAAAAAGCCAGAAAAUUCGCAUGGAUCGCAACAAAUUCAACGUCUUUGUGCACAAGAACUUUGAAAUGACAGACGAGAUGAUCGUGGACAGAGUUUUCCGGGCCUUUGAUGAAGACAAUGAUGGCUUUAUUAACGAGUUCGAGUGGGUGAAAGGAAUGUCAAUCUUUCUACGAGGUACAAUGGAGGAAAAAACAAAGUUUUGCUUUGAUGUAUACGACAUGAAUGCAGACGGGUACAUAUCAAGAGAAGAGAUGUUUCAUCUCCUGAAAAACAGCAUACUAAAGCAUGCUUCAGAAGAGGAUCCUGAUGAAGGAAUCAAAGAUCUUGUGGAAAUCGCACUCAAAAAAAUUGAUUAUGACCAUGACACACGAGUUUCAUUCGACGACUGGACUAAAUGUGUCAAGGACGAUAAUUUGUUACUGGAAGCCUUAGGACAAUGUCUGCCCAAUGCUAAGACAACAGAUGCUUUUCUCGAGCUUGUGAGCGAUGCCCGGCAUGAUUCCGGAAUGAGUAUUUCAGCACAGCAGAAAAUGAAGGGGAAAAUGGCAUGCUAGAGUUGUCUCCCUCUAAUCGAUCAGCAACUUAUUGCAAUAAGAUCAUAAGACUUCGGCUUUCAAUGUAUUGUGAAAUUUAGCUUUAAGUUUUGCACCAAACUACAAUUGCAGUUUAUUUUAUUUAUUUUUUUCAAUUCAAGUUUAAAAGAGUACUGUUAACUAAAAAUCAUGUAAAUAUAUUAUUGCAAGACAAACUUGCCAUCAAAUAAACUUUUGUCAUAUGUGCUUUUUCUGUCAAACUGAAGAUAGUAUUGAAAUAUGCAUGUUCGAUAUAUAUUUUUCAGUGAAAACAAGUUUCAUUCAUCUUCUCUGCAUGUUGAUUAUACAUCCAAUUCAAUAUUAUUUAGUGUGCAUAAUUUGUGAAUAUUUUUAAGAACACUCCCACCUAAUGAUGUCUGUGCAACUUCAAAAGCCUAUAGGUCUCUAACACAGAACAUUGUCAGCAUAGUCCUCUAGCAAUUCCAUGCACAAUUAAAACAAAAAUCCAAGUUUCACAUGCAAAAUCUUCUUCCAAUUGCUGUGAAUUAGACCAGUUACCAAAAAGGAAAAAAAACCCAGAUUUUUUUUAAGUCUCUGUGACCUGAUAUUUUUAAAUAAAAAAGGGGAACUGUAUUAAGCAAUCACCUAAGUAUGGUCUGGGGGAUUAAGUUCUAAAUUGGCAUGUCAUUAUAAUCCAAAACUAAAUCCCUGAGUACAUUCACUUGCAGAAAUUUAUUUUAAUGAAGAAUUGGCUGACAGACAUAUAUCAUUUAGACACCAGAAUAUUUUUAGCCAUGUUGUUUUAGCUGUGCUAUUUUACAUAACUUUAAUACUAAUAUCUGAAGUUUUUAUUGAAUUGUAACAAUUGCUUAAUGUGUGUGUGUCAUAUUUGUAAUUUAUUUCUUACCGUCCAAUUUAUUUGAUAAACAUGUAAUUAGAAUGAAAUAUGUAAAUAAAAAUGUAAAGAACAAUUUAUAAA
This is a messenger RNA of Ostrea edulis (European flat oyster), 1722 nucleotides long. Its product is annotated as calaxin-like. The record is from RefSeq and is a predicted model, not a curated record. Bases 81 to 764 code for a protein of 227 amino acids. NCBI's taxonomy places the organism in Eukaryota, Metazoa, Mollusca, Bivalvia, Ostreida, Ostreidae. The transcript is spliced from 7 exons. Gene Ontology annotation, molecular function: calcium ion binding.